Corvus hawaiiensis (hawaiian crow) is the source of this 3767-nucleotide messenger RNA. It is a transcript of the gene PITPNM3, whose product is annotated as PITPNM family member 3. The transcript is spliced from 20 exons. Gene Ontology annotation, molecular function: phosphatidylcholine intramembrane carrier activity; phosphatidylcholine binding; metal ion binding. Gene Ontology annotation, biological process: phospholipid transport. NCBI's taxonomy places the organism in Eukaryota, Metazoa, Chordata, Aves, Passeriformes, Corvidae. The coding region runs from base 224 to 3085 and encodes 953 amino acids. Gene Ontology annotation, cellular component: cytoplasm. The record is from RefSeq and is a predicted model, not a curated record.
AUGAAGAACAAAAGGCUGUGACCUAGAGGCAUGUUUUCUCCAGAAUAAUACAGAAGGAUGCAUCCUGUGUUUGAGUUGCUCUUUUACUACUGAGAGAAGAACGCUUUUGUGGCCAGGGGCUCAGGAUAUUAGAAUCAGGUCUGAUGUCAUCAUUUGCAGAAAUGAAUAAAAUGAAGGACACUAUUCUGCUGGCCCGUGCCAAUUUGGUGGUGCUCAGCGGCACAUGCAGAAUGUUCUCAGAGACUCUGUAGAGAGCUCCGAUGAUGAAUUCUUCGAUGCACGAGAAGAGAUGGUGGAAGGAAAAAGUGCUAUUCUCAUAGGCAUGAGCCAGUGGAACUCAAAUGACCUUGUUGAGCAGAUAGAAACAAUUGGGAAGCUUGAGGAAAAUCAAGGUGAAGAGUCUGCAUUUUGCUCAUCUGGCUUUCUACAGGAAAAACAACGUGAAUUAUAUAGAGCCUCUUUAAGAAAACAAAGGUUCCCUGCACAAGGCAGUAUUGAAAUACAUGAGGACAAUGAGGAAGGAGUUCAACACCAGAACUGCAAAACUCACGUGUUAAUUUUGAUCCUACAUGGGGGAAACAUAUUAGACACUGGGAGUGGAGACCACAACAGCAAACUGGCAGACAUCAACACCUUCAGUUCUGUGUUUGAGAAAGUGACCCGAGCCCAUUUCCCUGCUUCUUCAGGCCACAUCUUAAUGAGACUUGUUCCCUGCCCAGCAAUCUGUUCAGCAGCUUUCUCUCUUGUUUCCAGCCUAAAUCCCUACAGCUAUGAUGAGAGCUGUCUCAGCAGCAGUGAAGACCACAUCCCACUGGCUGCCUUGCCUUUGCUGGCUGUCUCAUCUCCUCAGUAUCAGGAUGCAGUUGCCAUGGUGAUCAGUAGAGCAAAUCAAGUUUACAAUGAGUUUCUCAAAUCUACUGAUGGGGCUGGUUUUAAUGGGCAGGUGUGUCUCAUAGGUGACUGCAUUGGAGGAAUUUUGGGCUUUGAUGCCAUCUGCUAUAAUUCUAAUACAGCUUACGAAAGUCGGAACAGUAGCAGGAGAGGAAGCAUCAGCAGCAUCCAGGAUAAUCCACUCUUAGCAGAGGACUCCAGUCUGGGUGACAGCAAACACCUGAGCAAAAGCAAUAUUGACAUCUCGGGAAUCAUGGAGGAUGAGAAGCAAAGGCAGCUGGUGCCUCGGAAACAGAGUGACUCAUCCACUUACGACUGUGACACUAUAACCCAGCAUCAUGCAUUCCUGUCCAGUAUCCACUCAAGCGUGUUGAAAGAUGGUGCAGACCUUCCUCCUGUGGAUUCCAGUCUCUCAGAAGUAAAUCUGGGCCGAUUUGAAUUUGAGGUGUCUGAUUUCUUCCUUUUUGGAUCACCGCUUGGUUUGGUGCUGGCCAUGAGGAGCACUGUUCUGCCUGGUCUGGAUGUAUGCCAGGUCCGACCAGCCUGCAGCCAAGUGUACAGUUUCUUUCACUCUGCUGACCCCUCUGCCUGCAGACUUGAACCAUUAUUGGAGAAAAGAUUCCAUCUUCUUCCUCCAUUCAGUGUCCCACGGUACCAGAGAUACCCACUAGGGGAUGGAAGAUCUCACCAGUUAGGUGAUGCUCUCCACAAUCACAGUGGUCUGUUCCUUGAGAAUAGCUCUUUGAACAUACCUUUCUCUCAGGAGAGUCCUGGAUCUCCAAAUACAUCUGAUCAACUGCAAGGGAAAACAAGAAAGUUGAGCUUGGGCAGCACAAACAGUGAAAACUCUGGGUCAACUGAAAGCUUGCCAUCAGCAUGCCUCACCAACAUUACUGCAAAGUGGUGGGGAACAAAACGAAUAGAUUAUGCCUUGUAUUGUCCAGAUGUGCUGACAGCUUUUCCAACGGUAGCCCUGCCGCAUCUCUUUCAUGCCAGCUACUGGGAAUCAACAGACGUCGUGGCCUUCAUUUUAAGACAGGUGAUGCGGUAUGAAAAUGUAAAUUUCAAGGAAAAUUACAACCUGGAUCCAGAAACACUAAGUCCAUCCAAUCCACGAGAAAAAUGGCUACGCAAGAGGACACAUGUCAAAUUGAGGAAUGUGACUGCUAAUCACCGAGCUAAUGAUGUCAUUGCAGCAGAAGAUGGUCCUCAGGUACUAGUUGGGCGCUUUAUGUAUGGACCUCUGGACAUGGUGGCUUUAACAGGUGAAAAGGUGGAUAUCUUCAUAAUGACUGAGCCAUCUUCGGGUAGGUGGGUGUAUUUUGACACAGAGAUAUCCAACAGCAGUGGACGAAUAUCCUACAAUAUACCUGAACAGAAGAGACUGAGAGUUGGUGUGUAUCCCAUCAAAAUGGUGGUCAGAGGAGACCAGAGCAGUGCUGCAAGUUACCUGACUGUACUGCCCCGAGGAAUGGAAUGUGUUGUGUUCAGCAUUGAUGGUUCCUUUGCAGCAAGUGUUUCAAUUAUGGGAAGUGACCCCAAAGUCCGAGCAGGGGCCGUUGAUGUUGUCAGGCAUUGGCAGGACCUGGGAUAUCUGAUUAUCUAUAUCACCGGCCGUCCAGAUAUGCAAAAACAGCGUGUGGUUUCAUGGUUGUCCCAACACAAUUUCCCACAAGGGAUGAUCUUCUUCUCAGAUGGACUUGUCCAUGACCCACUGCGACAAAAGACCAUUUUUCUCCGGAAUCUCGUGCAAGAGUGCCACAUCAAAAUCUGUGCCGCAUACGGUUCCAUGAAGGAUAUUUCUGUGUACAGUGUCUUGGCUCUGUCACCAUCCCAGAUCUACAUAGUUGGACGAUCCACAAAGAAAUACCAGGCACAGUGCCAAUUCCUCAGUGAAGGUUAUGCAGCCCACUUGGCCUCGCUGGAGUUCAGUCUCCAUUCACGACCCAAAAAGAAUAACUCUCGGAUGAUCUUGAGAAAAGGCAGCUUUGGCCUCCACUCGCAACCUGAGUUUUUGCGCAAGAGAAACCACCUCCGCAGGACUAUGUCUGUACAGCAACCUGACCCGCCUUCUUCCAACCCCAAGCCAGAGCGUGCUCAGAGCCAGCCUGAAUCAGACAAAGAUCAUGACAGGCAUUUGCCUUCCAUUGCUUGGGUUCGAGGUGGAGUUCACAAAUUUGAAUCUAUUCCCUAGGAGGAUUGGGAAUGUAGAUCUUGGGUGCACCCCAUUAAACUUGUAGGCAUGCCUCAAAGAUAGUAUUUAGGCAGCUCCAAACUAAGAGAAGUAGAUGGGAAUUUGUACCUUGGAGUCUUCCCUGUUCUGAAAUCUGCCUUCUUACACCAAGUGGGGCACUCCCAAUCUCUUCCUCUUGUCAUGUUUAUUGGGAAACUAUAAAACAAUCUAAAAUUAUCACAAGUUUAUCAUCAUAGCAACAGGAAAUAUCUUUGGUUGUUUUUUAACACACGUAAUAUGUGCAAUAAGAGGAGAAGAUACUGAUUUUACUCAGAAGGAUUGUGGUAUCAGCUAACUAGCUGCACCCAAAACAGCAUAAAGGGUAGGUCCUGUAGGUUACAGAGAAGAUUUACACUUUAAACAUUAAGUAGUCAUGUCUGUUUCCACUUCACUUUUCAAUAAAAGUGAUAAAGGGAAGCAGCUAUAGGAGCUACAAUAACAAGUGGUUAGGAUUUGUAUAACAAGAUGCUUUCUGGGUGCCUUAAACCCAAGGUUUCCUUUCAGCCUACAGUGUUGAUCAGCAGACUCCAACAUGGGCACUCAUGUUUGUGUGAGGUGCUGGACAAAUAAAUGAGAGAACUUCACUUGUGAAUCGAACAUAAAAACUUCAUGUUAAAAAUAAAUGUGUCUGCCACAGUUUGAA